Guillardia theta CCMP2712 is the source of this 390-nucleotide messenger RNA. RefSeq lists its product as hypothetical. Bases 1 to 390 code for a protein of 129 amino acids. The transcript has a single exon. The record is from RefSeq and is a predicted model, not a curated record. Lineage: Eukaryota; Cryptophyceae; Pyrenomonadales; Geminigeraceae.
AUGUUCAAGGUCAAGCUCUUCUGCGAUAGAGACUCUCUCAAACCACGGCAAGAAGUCGAGUGCUCGGACGAGGCUCUGAGCUGCUCCACUACCCCUGACUCCUCCCUGGACCCGACGGUCAACCCGGAUGGCCUCCGCCAUGCUCACAAACGCGGCCCCAAGGGACUUGUGAACCAGAGCAGCCGGCGAGACUUCUCGGAGCUCCCCUUCGAUGACUCGGCGGCAGCUGAGUGCCUGCUGGACCUCAGCAGCAGCGAGCAGGACAUGAGCGACAGCGAACAAGAGGCUGGCAGGCAGGGGGAGUUGUGGCUGCCGGAGGGAGGGCUGUACGAGGCCCUUUAUAACGGCAUCACGACGCAGAGCUCGGUAGAGUACAUGAAGGAUGCAUGA